UUAUAAUAAACGGUUACAAACGCGUUUCAAAGACCAACUCGACCGAUCCAAGGCAACGUGUUCCUUUAAGAGGCUGCAAAUGGAUAUAUUAGAGAAAUUACAGUUGUAUUUUGCCAGUAAUAAAUUAAUGACAGGCAGUAUAAACUUGCUUUGAUUCUCCCUCAAUGUUAUGCGCUCUUUUGUUUGGCUUAUACUGAUUUCUGAGUGCGGUGUUUUGUUGGCUUAUAUGAUUUUUUUGAUAUAAAUUUGGCAAAUUGGCCUUACUAAUAGAAUGAUCGCUAACUUGUGAUUUGCUUCUGCCAUCUUUGAGUUAAAUUUAAAUGACCACAGGUUGGUUCUGAUGGAGACUAAAAUGACUUCAUUGGAUAAACGUGAAGUGACGUAAGCUUUCCGUGCUUUGAUUGGUGUAUGAGGUGAUUUAGACAAAUAAGUCAUUGGAUCCACACUCCAAUCUUCCUUACAGAAAUAACACGUAAUCCCAUCAACCAGUACUUCAUACAUGUACCAGCAAAGACAUGUUUACAUUACUUGUUAAUAAAUAAUGGAGAUCCGAGCUAUUGAAAUUGCAAACAUUCAACCACCGCACACACUUCGUUGGUGGAUCUUGGAACAUUGACUUGCCCGCACUGGAUGCCAUGAUGGAUCAAGAACAACUCAGACGACUUAAGGGUGGAUUCCUGGCUGCUUCAAAGAACUUUGACGAAAAUGACUUAAAUGUUGAUUUGUCUGGCAAAUCAUUUAUGUUGACCGGAGCAAACACAGGCAUCGGGAAAAGCGUAACUAUGGAACUUGCUAAACGAGGUGGCACUGUCCAUAUGAUUUGCCAGCAUGCUGAUGAGGAAACAAGGAAAGAGGUUGUUGAGAAAACUGGGAACGAGAACAUACAUCUACACGUAUUGGAGCUAUCCAAGCCCAGAGAUGUCCAUGACUUUGCAACAAAGUUCGCGGAGGGCUGGAAAGAGCUUCAUGCUUUGGUGAACAAUGCUGCAGAUAUAGUAUAUACAAGAGAGAUUACGGACUUCGGUUUUGAAAAAAACUUUGCAAUAAAUACCAUGGGGCCGUACCUCCUUACGAAGACUCUGCUACCGACCAUCAACAAGACGCCUGGAUCACGAGUGAUCAUGGUUUCUACACGCAGAGCCUACGAAGAAAAAGCGAAUCUCUCUGAUCUUAACAACGAAAACAUGGAAUCGUACGAUGGAUACGAUUGCCAGUUACGGAGCAAGCGUCACCAAUUCAUUAUGAAUGAAAUGUGGGCCAAGGAGUAUCCGAACGUGCACUUCUCGGCAAUGCGUCCCGGGAUAGUGGACACGCCAUUGUUGAGCAAAUAUCUACCGCAGUUCGCGAUCCAGACCGCACGUGGAAAGGACACGCUG
Molecule: messenger RNA, 1376 nt
Organism: Asterias rubens (European starfish)
Lineage: Eukaryota; Metazoa; Echinodermata; Asteroidea; Forcipulatida; Asteriidae
Product: dehydrogenase/reductase SDR family member 12-like
Exons: 7
Source: RefSeq, a predicted model, not a curated record